Morone saxatilis (striped sea-bass) is the source of this 3406-nucleotide messenger RNA. It is a transcript of the gene adgrf3a, whose product is annotated as adhesion G protein-coupled receptor F3a. Gene Ontology annotation, biological process: G protein-coupled receptor signaling pathway; cell surface receptor signaling pathway. The coding region runs from base 111 to 3176 and encodes 1021 amino acids. The record is from RefSeq and is a predicted model, not a curated record. The transcript is spliced from 18 exons. Gene Ontology annotation, molecular function: G protein-coupled receptor activity. NCBI's taxonomy places the organism in Eukaryota, Metazoa, Chordata, Actinopteri, Moronidae. Gene Ontology annotation, cellular component: membrane.
GCUGCAACAACGGCUCCAUCAGUGUGCUGCUCUGUCGCAGACGGGUUCUUCUAACAUCGUGAGGCUGCUGUGAUGGUUUUCUGAUAAAGACUGAGGAAAACAGGGACAGGAUGUGGCUCUUUAUAGUGUUUUAUAUCCUGGGGCUACACACCUCUCAGGCUACUGGACAAGACAAUUCAACACAAAUGUACUAUGCCAAACUGACAAUAGAUGAAAGUGCAAUUGAAAACAUAACGGCGUUACUGAAACCUUUUAUGAAAGACUCAGACGUGUAUGUUGACGACCUUUCCAAGACGACAAUCUGUCAAAGUAACUUGACUAACAGAAUCUGUGAAUGCGAGCCAGGCUUCAUCUGGACUAAUAAGAUUUGUGAACCUCUUAAAUGUUGUAACAACAUAAGCUGCACCUUUUCCAAAGACACUGACAUGUGUGUUUCAAACAAAUCAGUUACCAUCAGAGGAAUCCUUACGUUACAAGGAGACGAAUAUUUCCCUUGUCUGGACACCGGAGACAAGCGCUAUCAGAAUUGUACUACCAUAUUGUUUACUGAGAUGAAAAAAGUCUACAGCACUUUGAGCGGAUUUAACAUCUUAAAAAUUCUCAGCUACAGGUUGGGAAGCGUCAUCGUAGAUUUUGAAAUGGCUUUUGCUCAAAAUAUCAACAUAGCAUAUCUGCAAAGCUUAACAGUAAACCUGGGGAAGUCCCUGUUAGGAAAACUAAAAAUGGAGACUGCAGGUGUUGUUACUUUACAGAUGCCAAAUAAGCCUGUGUGUCAGGACAAACAACACAGCAUCACAUGCACUGUAAAGGAGCCGCUGGUAACCCAAGAACCACCGAAGUGGGAGCUGGAAAGAGAGGGCCAAAAGUUUGAAAUAACUAAUGGCACAGAGUCAGAAGUGACAAUUGAACCACUGGAGACCAAAAUCAAACUUAAUAACAUAUCAGAACUCUGGGAAGGAGAGUACACGUGUCUCUACAUCCAAACGUCAGAGUAUUACACAAUAACCCACAAAGCCAAAUCUGUACUGGACGCAAAAAUUAAGGCAAAAAUUGACAUCACCGUGGCUCCAAGUUUUCCGUACUGCACAGAGGGCAUAGAUAGUCUGAUUGUACAGAUCACAUGUCAGACACAGAAUAAGAAUGAAAGUCUUAUUGUGACAUGGAAAAGCCCAGACAUCAAGAUAGUGCAAAAAACUUAUACCACCCCAGGAACUUAUACUGCGUCAGUGGUUGUUGACUGUAAAUCUGUACCCAGUUAUCCAAAUAUAACAUGCAGCUUUAACGACACAUGCAAUCAAGUCAGCACUGCUACAACUGAUAUCAAUAUCAUACGUGUAAAUGAUACAUUCUGUAAAGAUGAUGGUGACUGGAAAAACACCAAAGCUGGAUUCACUGCACGGUUACAAUGCAAAGACUCAACUGGACAAAGACAAAGAUACUGCGAUAGCUCGGGGAAAUGGGAAGCGGAGGUUUCAGGGUGUGUGAAUAAUGAAGUGACCAAUGUGCUGCAGAAAGCAACCAUUGUUGACAUUGGACUUGGCAUAGCAAACGACAACGUUGCACAAGUGUUUUCCCUCCUUGGGAAGGUCACUAAUGACUCAAAGUCUAUCAACACGUUUGCCAAUAUGAAUGCAACUAUUGCAAUACUCGACACUUUGAGUAAAAAGAAUGCCGUAAAGCCAAAUUCAACAGCAACAAAUGACUUUCUGGAGUCAUCCAGCAAUUUGCUGGACAGGUCUCUUAAAGCUUCAUGGGAAACAAAGCCCAAAGGAGACGAAAAACCCCUGGCUGACGUAUAUUUGAGUUCUGUUGAGAAAUUAAUUAAGGUGGCAGACAUAACAAAUGCCCCUAAAAAGAAAAACAUAGAGGUAGCAGAACGCAGUUGCACACAGUUGUCGAAUUGUACCAACAAGGUGUUCAAUGUCACCGUCAAACUUGAAAGUUCAGUUGCUGUCAAAGUAAAAACAGCUGGGUUUCUUGAACUGGAUAAGUAUUUGCCCAACAAUAAUACAGAGUUCAGCCCCAACAGCAUUGUCGUGUCAACAACUACUGACAACAAACAAAAGAGUCCGGUGUCAGUCAGAAUUACCUUCGAACUGCUCAAGCAGAGGCCUCGCAACGUUGAUAUACAGUGCGUGUACUGGGACGGGAAUAGGACAGGUUGGUCAAGAGAAGGAUGCACAUGGCAAGGUCCGUCUAGUGAGACAGAAUGUGUUUGCGAACAUCUGUCCUCAUUUGCCAUUCUCAUGUCAAAGUAUCCCCUAAACAUCACUGGGUUAACGGAGAUAACCUACGCCGGACUGUCUGUAUCAGUAAUAUCCCUCGUUAUUAACCUUCUGAUCGAACUGACUAUCUGGAACGCCGUGGUUAAGACAAAUACUUUAUAUUUACGCCAUACUGCCCACGUAAACAUUUCUCUCUGUUUGCUAAUUGCAGAUUGCUGUUUUUUAGCGUCUUCUGAGCCUAAGAAUAUUUCAGAAAUCAUGUGCGGUGCCUUUGUCGUGUUGAAGCAUUUCUGUUACCUGUCCAUGUUCUUUUGGAUGUUGUGUCUGAGCAGCACGCUUCUUCAUCAAGCGAUUUUCCUGUUCCAUAAUGUAAGCAAGAAAACCUACCUCAGGUUCUCAAUAGUCCUGGGCUACGUGUGUCCUCUGCUCAUUGUUGCUGUAUCUCUUCUUGUCUAUAUGGCCGGUGGUAAAAACAAGUACUACUCCUACGACACCUGUUGGCUUGUUUAUGAUGGAUUUAUGAAAGGGUCAAUCUACACGUUUGUCAUACCAGUGGGUAUAAUUGUUUUCAUCAACGUUUUCUCCAUGGUGGUGGUAAUCAUGAAGCUUUUGGAUCACCCUAAGAACGUAGACAAAUCUCACGACAAAGAAAAAAAGGCGGCCAUAACUGUCGUGAGGUCAGUCGUCCUUCUGACGCCAGUCUUCGGUCUGACUUGGAUCUUUGGGUUUGCUGUAAUGCUUAUUGAUCUCACAUCUGGGAACAUAGCCUAUGUCGUCAAUUACACCUUUACGCUGCUGAACGCAUUCCAGGGUUUGUUCAUUUUGUUAACCACGUGCCUGGGGGACAAACUGACCCGUGAAGCACUGCUGAAUCGUCUAACAAGCAAGACCAACACUCACGCAUCGACUAAUGACAGCACCACAAAGUUAGAAUCAACUAUGAAUAAGUAAAAAUCGUCUCAAACUUGUGCAUCGUGUGUUUAGUGGCAGUGAGGUCGCAACCAACUGAACACCCCUCACCUCACCCAUACUUAGUCAUUUAUAUUGGUAUUCAAUUUCUGUAUUAUUCUGCCAAUAUACCCACUAAACCUUUCACACUGGACCUUUAAAUCAAAACAAUUUACACAUAAAAUAUAUAAGCACAUUUACUCUCUGGUUUGAUUAUUUGUCUCUUGUUUAUU